Lytechinus variegatus (green sea urchin) is the source of this 2058-nucleotide messenger RNA. It is a transcript of the gene ccdc96, whose product is annotated as coiled-coil domain-containing protein 96-like. Gene Ontology annotation, biological process: cilium assembly. NCBI's taxonomy places the organism in Eukaryota, Metazoa, Echinodermata, Echinoidea, Temnopleuroida, Toxopneustidae. Gene Ontology annotation, cellular component: ciliary basal body; axoneme. The coding region runs from base 61 to 1860 and encodes 599 amino acids. The record is from RefSeq and is a predicted model, not a curated record. The transcript has 10 exons.
UCUCAUGAAUAUUAAUGAGUAAAUAGUACCUUGACAACAGAGACGGUCAGUGCAAUCAACAUGGCUGAUGAAGAGGCUCCAUCACAAGAACCUACACAGGAAUCAGCAGAAGCCCCAGCAGAGGCUGAAGGGGCUGGAGAGGAGGCUAGCACUCCGGCAGUAGAAGCAGCAGAAAAUCAGGAAGCAACUCCAGCAGCAGAGGGAGAGGCAUCACCAGCAGUAAACCAAGAACCAGCAGGCACCCCCACAGACCCGGCUGCAGAAGGGGAGCAGCAAGCAGAGCAACCCACAGCAGAAGGUUCCCCAGGGGCAGCCGAUGGCGAUGGUCCACCCGCUGAAGCAGUGGCAGCAGAAGCAGAGGGACAGGAAGGAGGGGAAACUGCUUCACCAGGUGCCGAUGGAGAGACAGCAGAUGGAGAUGGAGAAGUGAAAGAAGGAGAGGAAAGCAAGGAGGGAGAAGAACAGAAACCUGGCGAAGGGGAGACUGCAGAGGGAGCGGAAGGAGGUGAAAGUGGAGAAGGCGGGGAAGGAAAGCCUGAGGGAGAAGGGGCCGCAGAGGAAGGUGACAAAGAGAAAGAAGGAGAAGGAGGAGCUACCCCAGCUGGAGAUGACACCCAAGCUCCUGGUGAAGGUGAUGGAGAAGGAGCUGAGAAACCAGAGGGUGGAGAUGAGGAGGAGCCCAAGAGUCCGAUACCACAGAGUGACACAUUCCAGGAAGGAGAUCGACCGGAGACCCCUACUGUCCAGGUUAUGGAGCCUUUAUCCAGAGAAGCAACACCCCCUCCUAAUGAACCAGCUCAAAUUGAACCGGGGACACCUGAGAGAGAAAUAUCCCCUCUCCCAGAAGAAGAAGCUUUGCUUGAAGAAGAAGAAGAGGAUCUAAUAUCAAGAGAAGAACUUAUAGAAAUGUAUCAGGCAAUGGUGUCAGAGCGUGAGCAACUGAAUCAACAAAAUAUCCAACUCCAACAUAAGCUUGCUGAAUAUUUCCGUAAGAAGAAGACAGAUGACCAGAGGCAAGAAAUGGACAAAAAUGUGACAGAUCAAGAGCAGAGAUAUCUCAAAUACAUGUCCAAUUUGGAUGAGCUAAGGAAACAAGAACAAGAGGAGAGAGACCUCUCCUUCCUGAAUCUCGAGGAGCUCAAAGACCGAAAGCAGGAGAAGCAGGACUAUGUUGAAAAUGAGAACCAACAAUUCUUAGAACUCAAGAGACAAGUAGCCCUGACAGCUAUCAGCAGCAGGACUGGGAAACCCAUAGCUCCAAGGGAAGUUGAAGUGUACAUCUCCAACGAGCUGAAGAAAGAGGAAGAGGUGAAGCAAGUAAGACUGGAGAACAUCAAACUCAAGAACCGUCUUAAGAAGAGAGAGCAACAGCUCAAGGCCAAGGAGGAACUUGCUGAAGGUCUUCAUCUGAUUGACUUUGAACAGUUGAAGAUUGAGAACCAGACAUACAAUGAGAAGAUUGAAGAAAGGAAUGAGGAAUUACUCAAAUUGAGAAAGAAGAUCACUAGUACUGUUCAGGUGCUGACCCACGUCAAGGAGAAGCUCCAGUUUGUUCAGGCUGAGAACCAUGUUCAGAAAGGCAAGCUGAGAGAAGUUGAAGAACUGGUGGCACAGAAACGUGAUGUCCUAUCAAGAACCAAGAAGGCACGAGACAGCCUGAGAAUUGACAACCAACGUCUGCGGCAGAAGAGCGGCCUCUUGGGUAAGAAAUCUCUCCUCCAGGACUUUGAAGAAAGGAAGGACGAGGGAGACGAAUUACGAGGCAGGAUGGAGUAUCUUAAGCGUCAUCAUGCGGAACUCACGCUGAAUUUAGCUGGUGUGAAGAAGAAGAUUGACGCAGUCAAAGCUGGACGAUCAUGAAAUAUUGUGUUAAAGACUGUUCUAGACAUUGGAGGAGCAUUUACUUGGAGUUGUGAAUCCGUCCAAACAAAGUUUUUAUUCCUGUUUUUGAAAACAUCAAAAGCAUUAAUUAUAGCAACUGUGACUGCAACUUCCUUCCUGUUAUGUAUUUUGAGGAUGAAUUUGACUGGAUGUUGAGAAGUUGUAACUCGACAUAUU